Molecule: messenger RNA, 296 nt
Organism: Monoraphidium neglectum
Lineage: Eukaryota; Viridiplantae; Chlorophyta; Chlorophyceae; Sphaeropleales; Selenastraceae
Exons: 1
Source: RefSeq, a predicted model, not a curated record
CUGCUCUCCGCCCUCGACUUCCUCCACUCCCGCGGCGCCGCGCUCGGCGGCUUCUCGUCGGAUCAGAUCUUCCUCGCGGCCCCCGGCCUGCCGCGGCUCGCGCCCCUCCGGCUUCUGCCCGCCUCCGGCCCCGCCCCAAGCUCCGCCCCAAGCCCCGUCCCUGGGCACGACGCAUCCGCGGUGCCGGCGGCGGCCGCGGCAGCGUCCCGGCUGGAAAGCCCACUGCUGCUGCAGCCGCGCUGGGAUCUUCCGACGCUCAUGUCCCUCUGGCGGCGGCGCCGGAUCUCGAAUCUCGA